CCCCCGACACCCCUCACGCGUGAUCGGACUUUUCUUGACGUUUUCUUUUUUUCUUUCCCCAGAUACCUCCGUGUCCUGCAAUACAUAUACCAGACGACAAGCACUCCGCAACCAUGUCUGACUAUUCGGCGUCGCCAUCCGACCAUCAUAGUGAUAUCCACGCACCAAAACGCAAAGCUACCCAGGCAGGCCUCGAUGGUCACACAACCGGUCGUUCGGUCAAGAGGAGGGCUUCCAAGGCAUGUCAGUGUUGUCGAGCUCGCAAGGUGCGAUGCAAUGUCACAGAGCAUGGCGCUCCCUGCACAAACUGCAGACUAGAUGAAGUCGAAUGCAUUGUAUCGGAGAGCAGGCGCAAAAAGAAAUGGAGCAAAGACGACGACCAAGGCACAGAAAGCACCAGCUCCUCAGGAAAUGCCACUCGUAAAAUUGCGUCGCGUGACGCUCUAGACGGUUCCCAGGGACUAAACCCAGCCACAUCGCGAGCGUCACAUGAGGCAGAAUCAAGACGAGACGAGCACGUUCCUCACUCGAUAUACCAAAGCCAUGGCCAUCGUGUCAAUCCAUCUGCGUCCAUAUCGGAUAUGCGGCGCCGGCUUUCAAUUACCUCGCAGAUCAACAGCCUGCCAAAUCUACCAUUUUCACCAUUUUCCAAUGAGCCUCGAGCUCCAUUCUUCGGGAGCCUACCGCAGAAGCCUGCGCCUGGCGAACUUCCGAGAUUCAUUAAGCCUCUUCCGUCCAAAAUCGGGCCUGAUGAGAUUUCAUAUCUGGAGAAGAAGGGUGCCCUGAACGUGCCUAGGGGAACACUGCGUAGUGAGAUGCUGCGCGCCUACGUGGAAUUUGUUCAUCCAUAUAUGCCAUUAUUGGACCUUCAUGACUUCCUCAUCAUGGUAGACGGCCGAGACGAACGCAAGGGCAAAGUCAGUUUGAUCUUGUUUCAAGCAGUCAUGUUUGCAGGAUCGGCAUUUGUUGAUAUGGAACACCUGCGCGCUGCGGGCUAUACUUCUCGCAAGGAUGCCCGCAAGGACUUUUUCCAGAAAACUAGGAUUCUCUACGACUUCGAUUACGAAUCCGACCGCGUUUCGCUGGUCCAGGCACUGCUGUUGCUGACAUACUACUAUGAGACUCCUGAUGACCAGAAAGACACAUGGCAUUGGAUGGGCGUUGCAACGUCUAUUGCCCACACUAUCGGCUUGCACAGAAACCCUGAUAACACCAACCUUGAUAGCAAGCGCGUCAAGCUUUGGAAGCGAAUAUGGUGGUCAACUUACAUGCGAGAUCGGCUUAUUGCACUCGGUAUGCGCCGACCUACAAGAAUAAAGACUGAGGAUUUUGAUGUGCCAAUGCUUACUCUGGACGAUUUCGAGCUUUCGCCUCUGCCAGACGAUGUUACAUGCCUUCCAGCGGAUUGUCGUGUUGCCAGAGAUGUGGAUGCGCAACGGCAGUUGGCCAUCUUGUGCAUUGAAAAGGCCAGGCUGUGUUUGUGCAUCUCGCACGUUCUGUCCAAGCAAUACUGCGUGCUCAACAACAACCAGGGCCUCCAAAACGACCGUACAACCAUGAUGUUGCUUCCUAAGAAACUGGAUCCUGAGACGAGUGAAGUCAAAGUAUGCGAUGAGGAUCUCCAGAAAUGGGUGACGGAGCUGCCUGAAGAGGCAAAGUAUACGGACAAAUCAAGCGGUGUUCCAGCUAUUGACCUUGCACGAUCACUGUUGCACAUGGUCUUUUUCACUACAUUGUCCGCGCUACAUCGGCCCCAGGUUUUACCAAAUUCACAAGGUGGCCCAGCGAGCGCUCCAACGAAGAGCAACGUUGAACCCGAGCUUCUUGAUGUUUCACGCCGCAAUGUUCGCCGUGCAGCUUCAGCAAUCACAUCGAUUGCUCAGCGGCUUGAACAAGGUGGUCUCGUCAGGUAUCUGCCAACAACUGGUGUCACUGUUCUCCUUCCGGCCAUUAUCAUCCACUUGCUUGACAUCAAGGCGCCAGAAGAGGAAACACGACGAUCUUCCUUACGAGGCUUUUGCCAGUGCAUGGCCGUCAUGGGCCAACUGCGGGAUGUCUAUGCCGCUGCUGACUACUCUGUAGCCUUCCUUGAGGCUGCAAUCCGGAAAGCAGGCAUUCACGUUGCCCCCGUAGCUACCCAAACUUCACCCGUAGCCAAGAGCACGCCCGCAAGGACAGUAGAAGAACUCGUGGACGCCGGCCGACGACUAGAUCUCGUUAACGAAGCAUCAACAGCCAUCACAUCGGCAACAUCACAAACCGUCCGCCCCUCAACUCUCACACCACCUCCCGACCACGGCACCACAAACAUGUACGCUCUGGAAAAACACAACAACGAACCAAACGUAACCGACGAAGAAGUCGCCCGCCGCCUCGAAACCUUCCUCGCUUCCACACCCCCGGAUUCCGACCACGAGCACAUGUCCAGCAUCACCAUCUCACAAGAAAGCCCCAUGGUAACCGCCACAGCAGGCCUAUCCUCAAACUCUCACCAUCAUAGCCAUUAUGACAUGUCGGACAUGAACAAAUGGAGCGCCUUCGACCUCAGCGCCUUCUCAAACAUCAACCACCACCAAGACGACGAGAUGCUCUUUUCAAGUUUACCCCUCAACAACGAGUUUGACGACGGCGACUUUGAUAAGCUGCUCAACAUGGAAGCCGUGGGCGAGUCGUAUAAUCUUGACGGUGUGACGCUUGAUUCCGGCAAUCCGGGGAACAUGGGGCUUGGUGAUGUCGAUUGGCUUGUUGCCGCAGAAUAAUCUUUUUAUGUUGAAGCGUAAAAGUGAGAGUUUUAUUUUGAGGGAUUUCUUUGGAGUAAUCGCCCUUUAAUGAUGUCAAUGCCUCUUUUUUUUUCCGUUACAUUUUUUCCCCUUUCUUGGAAGAGGAUUCUGAGGGGUUUUCUUUGCUUUUCAAGGAAUAGAAGUUUAUGGGAUACGGCUAUUUGCAAUGGGUAAAUGAUGGAGAGGGAAUAAAAAGUUUACGACUUGGUUUAUAUAUAUACCCAUUUCGAGGUUUUGGAUUUCGGUAUUUCGUUAUAUAUUUCUGGUUUUUAGCUACUAGUUAUUCUCGGAUAUAUAUGAGAAAAAUAUUAUUUCAUCUUCAUACGC
Molecule: messenger RNA, 3107 nt
Organism: Bipolaris sorokiniana ND90Pr
Lineage: Eukaryota; Fungi; Ascomycota; Dothideomycetes; Pleosporales; Pleosporaceae
Exons: 4
Coding region: 114-2759 (881 amino acids)
Biological process (GO): regulation of DNA-templated transcription; DNA-templated transcription
Molecular function (GO): zinc ion binding; DNA-binding transcription factor activity, RNA polymerase II-specific; DNA binding
Source: RefSeq, a predicted model, not a curated record